Molecule: messenger RNA, 1909 nt
Organism: Suillus plorans
Lineage: Eukaryota; Fungi; Basidiomycota; Agaricomycetes; Boletales; Suillaceae
Product: peptidase M24
Exons: 13
Coding region: 364-1719 (451 amino acids)
Cellular component (GO): mitochondrion
Molecular function (GO): manganese ion binding; metalloaminopeptidase activity
Source: RefSeq, a predicted model, not a curated record
GUCAUCACCGACAUAAAAAAUCGUUAUACUAACUGGCAGUACCCGUUUCGGGUUCUGGGAUUUAGUUUUCUUCAUGUGCUCCAGCUUCCGCUCGUUGCUGCCAGCUCUCCGCGGAGUCGCUGCUAGAUGUCCUCCGUCACAAAUCUACACAUCUUUGAGAACAUAUGCUACUGAAGCAGCACCAGGUUACGACCACAAGCCUUCACAUUACGGUCAACCGCUCUUUCAGUCACACCCCCACCUACGUGAGCUUAAACCUUCUGGUUCACUUCCUACAUCGUUAUCAAAGCCAAGACAGUUAGGCCCAAUGAACUCACACCUGGGAUUCCGUCUGAAGAGUAUGAGCGCCGUCGGAAAGAACUUAUGGACAGCCUACCUAGCAAUAGUGUGGUGGUUCUGAUUGCUGCACCUGUUAAAUACAUGAGCGGAAAUAUAUUUUACAAAUACCGCCAAGGAUCCGACUUCUGGUAUCUCACUGGCUUUGAAGAACCCGAUUCUGCUGUUGUCCUAGAGAAGAAUGCGUCUUCUCGAGGAUAUAGAAUGACACUGUUCUCCAAUGGAAAGGACUCUGCGAAAGAGAAAUGGGAUGGUCCAAGGACAGGCUUCGAUGAUGCUCUGAAUGUCUUUAAAGCGGACGACGCGCUAACAAUAAAGGCUUUUCCUGGUCAACUGCGAUCCAUGAUUAGCCUCUACUCUAAUGUUUAUAUUGACCUUCCCCAGUCUCCACGCAAAAAUGCGCGUUCCACCAAGUCAUUACUUCGGUACCUCUCGCCUUCUGUCAAUCCUCGGUCGGAGUAUGAGAGUGUCGUGGAGUCGUUGUCAAGCUCUCGGCGGAAACCUCUUGCUCCUCUCAUUGCCCAAUUAAGAGCAUUCAAGAGUGUCUGCGAGCAACAAGUCAUGAGAAUGGCCGCUGACAUUAGCGGUCGCUCCCAUGCGAAGACAAUGCGCUUUACACGACCCGGCAUCUCAGAAAGUGCACUGGCAGCUCAUUUUGAAUAUUUGUGUAGUCUAUCAGGUUCACAGCGCCUUGCAUAUGUCCCCGUUGUUGCAUCUGGGCCAAAUGCACUCAUCAUACAUUAUACAUCGAACAAUCAAGUUGUACAAGAUGGUGAAAUGAUUUUGAUGGACGCUGGAUGUGAAUAUAACGGUUACGCGUCUGAUAUCACCCGCACAUAUCCAGCCAAUGGAUCAUUUACACCUCCGCAAAAGGAGCUAUAUAGCGCAGUGCUAUCUGCGCAGAAGACUCUUGUGGGGCUAUGCACGGAGGCAGAGGGAUUGAGUCUUCAUGACUUGCAUAGAAAAUCUUGCGACCUCCUCAGACAGGAGCUGAAACAGAUAGGCUUUACUCUCCAUACAGGAGAUCUGGAGAGAGUACUUUACCCCCAUUUCCUCAGUCAUCCAAUUGGGAUUGAUUUACAUGAAUCAUCAUAUUCAGACAGAGGAGAACUGUACGUACAUCUCGUAGUUUUGUCCUCGUUAGAUAUAGAGUUCACCAUCUAUACAAGAUUGAAAGCUGGGAUGGUAAUUACUGUAGAACCAGGAAUAUAUGUCCCGCCUACUGCCCAAUUCCCAAAGCACUUCCAUAACAUUGGCAUUCGGAUAGAGGACGAAGUCCUUGUUGGCGAGAAACACCCCGUGGUUCUCAGUGUUAGUGCACCAAAGGAGAUUGCAGAUGUAGAGGGUGCAUGUCAGGGACUACUAGGACUGGAGCCAAUUUGAGGCUGGAGAAUCAUACAUACAUCUAGAUCUCGCCCAACCUACGUGCCCCAAGAUAACAUCACUCAUCAUCAGGAUGAUCGACUGUCUCAUACGCCUUGAGUAUCUGCUCCUUUCUGAGCCACUUUUCUUCAGGAGUGAAGUACCAGCUCAAGAAAGCAAAAAUGGAAAUUGCGCCAAAGAUGACGGUGGC